UAUGCAUCCCUGUAGAAAUUAAAAAACCCAAUUAUCAGCUUAGCAUCAGCAUCAUCUUGACUGUUUAUAAAAAUAGCUUGUAAACAGAUAUUGAUUUUCGGCAGUAUUUUCCAGCUGUUUGAUACCAUGUACAUGGUACUAUUGGAUUUAGCCUCAACAAUUCGACAAGUGCAUGCAAUUUUCUGGUGAUAUUAUGUAGUAUUAGGGUGAAACAGCUUGGAGUAAAUAAAAAAAAAUAACAGGUUGAUCUCUGAUUGUGAUUGUGACGGAGUUAUAAAUGAUAUAUUGAUGUGGCAGAAAGUAAAUGUGUUUUGAUGUAAAUGAUCUUGGAUAGGAUAUUGAAUGGGGUUAAAAAGAAAUAUGAACAGGAGGAGACAACAUCAUAUGUAUUUUGGUACAAAAUGGUACAAUAUAUUUGGUGGGAAACAGAGGAUGAAGAAAGAAGACUCAGAGCUAGGUGAGUCGCUGCUGGACAUAACAGAAAAUGGCCACGCUAAAAUGGUUAUCGACAGACCAAUCUUCAACCAGCAGAAACUUGAUGAGGGAUUUGAAGCUGGAGUUAGACCACAAAGUUCAUUGAAAUCUUCAUGUCGGAAAGCAUGCUCAAAAUGUACAUGCUCAAAGACUUGCUGCAAGAAUUUUCUUUUUGGAAUUUUUCCAUUCUUGUCUAUUCUAAAGGGAUACAAUGUGAGAUCAGAUCUACCAAGUGAUAUCAUAUCUGGACUUACUGUAGGAAUCAUGCACAUACCUCAAGGCAUGGCUUAUGGUAUGUUGACAGGCUUAGACCCAGUAUAUGGACUUUACGUUUCAUUUUUCCCAGUCAUUGUAUACUUCUUCCUUGGAACAUCAAGACAUGUGUCUAUGGGAACUUUUGCUGUGGCAUGCCUAAUGGUUGGUUCAGCAGUCGACAAGGGAGUGGCCAAGUUUGGUGGUGUUUUUGAAGGCUGUAAUGAUACUGUUGUUUCAAUAGCAGAUAUAAAUGGGACUAAUGUAACCCAAAUUGGCAGUACUGGAGCCUGCCAAGAUGAAAUCAAGUUACAGGUUGCUAUGGCAGUUACAUUGAUGGUUGGACUCAUACAGCUAGGAAUGGGUGUCGCACAGUUAGGAUUUAUAACUACCUACCUGUCAGACCCUCUAGUCAGUGGAUUUACAACGGGAGCAGCCUGUCAUGUAUUUACUAGUCAGAUUACACAUGUGUUUGGUAUAUCUACUGCAAGAUACAGUGGGGCACUCAAACUUGUUUAUACAUACAGAGACUUUUUCACAAAUAUACCACAUACAAAUGCAGUGACUCUUAUAGCAUCAGUUAUAUGUAUGGUGUUUCUGUAUACAAUAAAAACAUAUAUCAACCAGAAUCCAAAAAUAAAACCAAGACUGAAAAUGCCUGUACCUGUAGAGUUGAUAGCAGUUGUUUUAGGAACUUUAAUUUCCUAUGGUGCUAACUUGCAAAGAGAUUUUGGUGUCACACAGGUCGGAGAUAUUCCUGUUGGGAUGCCUAUACCUAAAGUACCAAAUUUCAGUAUGAUACCAGAUGUGAUAGCAGAUGCCUUUGCCAUUAGUAUUGUUGUUUUUGCCAUUUCUGUUUCCAUGGGCAAGAUAUUAGCCAAAAAAUAUGAUUAUGAGAUUAAUUCCAAUCAGGAGUUAAUAGCAUAUGCAGCUUGUAAUAUAGUCAGUUCAUUCUUCUCUGCCUUUGUUUCAUCAGCAUCAUUAUCCAGAAGUCUUGUUCAAGAAAAUGUUGGUGGUAAAACACAGGUAGUAGGAUUAGUGUCUAGUGCUUUACUUUUAAUGGUCUUGCUGUUGUUAGGACCUUACUUCAAAACAUUACCAAAGUGUAUCUUAGCAUCUAUAAUUAUUGUAGCAUUACAAGGAAUGUUUAGACAGUUUUUUGAGCUUCAAAGAUUAUGGAAGCUAUCAAAAAUAGAUUUUUUUAUUUGGUUAUCCACAUUUUUAGCCACUGUGCUGUUAGAUGUAGAUCUUGGUCUCCUUGUAGGAGUUGUGAUAGGGUUAUUAACUAUAGUAUAUAGAGUUCAGAGACCAUAUGCAUGUGUAUUAGGUCAAAUUCCAAACACAGAUAUUUAUAGAGAUGUUAAAGUUUAUAAAGAAGCACAAGAAUUUCCAAGAUUAAAAAUUUUCCGUUUUGAAAAUGCUAUAUUUUUUGUUAGUGUAGAACAUUUUCGUAAUACACUGUAUAAAUGUACAAUAAAUCCUCGACAUUUAAAGACUGAGAUAUCAAAAGCUAAAUUGAAAGCAUACAAACAAAGAGAGCAGCAAGAAGUAGAAUAUAAUAUUAGAAAUUCAUCGUCAAAUAUGGAUGGUGGUAGUAUGGAGUUGACACCAAUUGAUUUACCUGAUGUCACAGUUAAUAUUCCUGCAGUCCCAUAUGAUAUUGUUAUACUGGACUGUUCCACUUGGAGUUUUAUUGAUUCUAUGGGGGUUAAAGCUUUAACUAAUGUAAUUAAAGAAUACAGAGAUGUAGAAAUAGAUAUUUACUUAGCCUUCUGUAAAGCUGGAGUUCGAGAAAUGUUUGAGAAGACAGGUUUCUUUGAUAUGUUAGACAGAGAUAAGUUGUUUCCUACUAUACAUGAUGCAGUAUUACAUACUUUUCAAGCACAGAAAAAGGAUGAACCAAAGACAGAAACAUCAGAGGAUGGUGGUCCUUCUAAGAAUGAAUCAGAAAUAAGUCCUAUUGCCACUGAUGGAUCCAGUACAGAUGAAGGUUUAGCUAACCAAGCUUCAGAAGAUGAGAGGCUGUGACGACAGUUGGCCAAAAUUUAACAUAGCUGCCUUUUACAAACAUUAUGAUAUAAGUGAGAGAGGAAUUUGUAAAAGUUUACAAGUUAUAGUGGAAAGAGAAAAUGAAGAGAGAGAAGAAAAGAAAAGACAAAGAAGGAAAAUGAGGAACAAUCUCAUCAAUAUUAAUACAGAAGAAGCUGAAGACACAGUGUAAUGAACUCUUCAGUUUUAGUUACAAAUGGCACAGACACUGUUUUGUCUAAUUAUGGAAUCCAUUUCUGUAAACUAACUUAUUUUUAUAAAUGAUUUACUUUUGUAAAUUUCACUAGCUGAAAAAUAAUGUGAAAUUUGGUCAAACUUGUAUCUUCACUAAGACGAACUCCCUCAGUUUAAGUUGACCUUAACUGAAUUUGGCUAUUUUUUUAAGUCCCUUUAGGUCAUAUAGCCCCUGACUUUUCUAUUUAUUUAUACAUCCAUGGCUUUCAAAUUUUUGGGUUUCAGCUCGUUUCUGAUGAAGGAAAAUCCAGAAAAAAAUCAUAGGACACACAAGGUUUAUGCAGUGUUAUUUUCACAAACACCAACAAAGUUAGAAAAAUAGUGAAAUAAAUCAUAGCGAAAUUGGAUCGUAAUGGGGGUACCUUCAUGACGAAUUUCCCAAAAAAUGAAGUUUGGCAGGCAGGGGUAGAUUAAGGGGGGUGCCCAGGCCCCCCUUAUGGAGCUUUAUUUAUGGUUAAUCCAGACUUUUUACCGGUUUCACUACAAAUUAUGUUAUAUAUCAUAUUUUUGUUGUGGAGAUCUAUUAAUGUGAUAAAUGAUAAAGCCUUGAAAGGCUUUAUCAUUUAUCGCAUUAAUAGAUCUCCACAACAACAAAAAUAUGAUACAAAUGUGCUUAACAAGGUAUAAAGCGAAAAAUUCAUGACGAAAUUAAACGCAUAUGCUUAACAUUUUAGAGGGUCGUAAUGGGGGUACCUUCAUGACGAAUCACGAUAAGGAUAUUUUGACGAAUCACGGUAAAAUUUUAACCAACAUGACGCUAACAGUAGCCGUAAAUGACCGUUUGAUGCCUGAUGGUAAAGGGCAUUCCUACCCUCAUUUUAAACAUAAAGAGUUCUUACAACCUGACAUUUCAUUUUCUGCAUGUGAGGAACUUAAAUUUGAUCUGUAUUAUAUUAUAAGCAUCACUGGAAAGAUUUUUGACUGUCUUCCUUUUUUCGCUGCUGCUAUUUAUUUUUUUUAAAAACAUGGAAGGACACAUUUUUUUUCAUGAAAGCAUCACAGAGAUUAGUUUGUAUCAUGUAUCUUUUUCUAUAGGUAUUGGCAUUCAAUGAAUCAGUAAUACUGUAAUAUACCUUUUAUCAAAUCCUUCCUUGACCAGAGCAUAGAAAUGAUUACUGUAUGAACGUAGUAUUGUAAAUGAGUAAAAAGUGGUCAAUUUAGCUUUGAUCUUUAUUUUUAAUCAAAUGGUAAAAAUGACUUAUUUUCCGACUGAAAUUUUGAUACAAAUUUCCCCAAAAAUGAAGUUUGGCAGGCAGGGGUAGAUUUAGGGGGGUGCCCAGGCCCCCCUUAUGGAGCUUUAUUUAUGGUUAAUCCAGACUUUUUACCAGUUUCACUACAAAUUAUGUCUAGUUUUGGGGCCCACGCCCCCCCCCCCCCCCCCUUUUCAAAAUCCUGGAUCUGCAUCUGGCAGGCCCUUUUGCUUCAUAGAAUAAAUGGCUGAAAUAUUCGUAUUAUAGGUUUCAAGAGCCUUAACAAGAUUGUACAUAUUCAUAACCAGAUAACUUAGCCUUCAUUAUACAUACAUUCAUUAUUAUAAUUGCAUUCGUUUUGCUCAAUACGUAAUUAUUGUUUGUGAUAUUUAAAUAUGUUUUUAUCAGACACAAAAGUUUUCCUGUGAUAUAACAGUAUUUAUUGUCGUAUUUCUACAUAUCCAACGUAUCUUGAAUUGUAAUAAACUUGAAAGUAAAAUGGAAAGGAAUGUCAUUGAAUGAAUUUUCUCAAAAUUUAGAGCUAACAAUAAGAAAUUGAAUAUGAUUCCAGUAACAGUGAAAAAUAGACUGUUUUAACAGUAGACUUAAUUAUUUCCCUUAUUAAUUAAAUUAAAUAUUGAUUAAAAAUGAUAUUUUGCAAAUGAAUUUCAAUUAUUGGCAGCAUCAUUAGAAGUGUAUAUUUAUCUGUAAGGAGGUAUGUUUUCCUAAAAUUAUGUUGAGAAAAUAGCAGCAGAGAUUUUUUCCCCUAGCUUUUGUGUGAAAUAUAAUAGAGUUGUUUCUAUGGAAUGAAUGGACUUAUUUGUUAAUUUUGUUUGUUUUUUUUUGCCUUAUUGACGUUUAAACAACAUAUUCUUAUGUUCUUAGAAAGGAUUGGGGCAGCUAUUUUUUAACCAAAGUCAAAUUUGCUGUUGAUAGAUCCAUGUUAUUGAUUUCGGGUUUUUAUCAUAUGUGAUAAAUGUGAUUUUCUAUGCAUUCAUGUAUUUUCAUUUUUGUUCUUAUUUUUGAUGAAAGACAUACACAUGUGAGGGUAAACCAAGAUCCUUUCACAGGUAGAGGAAAAAAUUGGUCACAUAUACCCUUAGUUUUAGCACAUACUGUCAUACAUGUAUAUUCAAAUAUCUGAAGCAAGAUAUGAUUUUUUUUUUCAAAUGUGGCUAUUGACUUCCUUCCUUAAUUUUUCUGCAUCCAUAUUUCACAAUUUUGUUUAUUGUAGCAAGUUUGCUGGUAUUUUUGUUCAUUGACUUUCAUUACUGUGAUAUGUUAUGAACAGUUUUUCAUGGGAAAAUAUUUCUUCUGGUUAUGCAGGUACAUGUAUAGCAAUAAUAGUGAAAUAUGGGAACUGUAAAAAUUAAGAUCUGUACAGGUUAAAGUCAAAUAUGUGCUUAGACAACUAUUAAAAUCAUCAAGGUUCAUCUUCAUGAAAAUGAGUCUGUUUAAUGAUAUAAUGUUGAAUAAAUAUGUAUCUACUAGUUUAAUAAACAAUCACAGUUUCCUAUAACAUUUUCAUUCUUGUCUGUUUUUUUUUUUUUUGGCUAUAGUAUUUUCAUAUUUCCAUACAUCUUAAAUAUAUAUUUAUGUGUCCGUUCCAAAUCAACAAGGCUUCUAUAGUCUAAGAACAAAAGUGAUUGUAACAUUCAUGGAUUCAUAGUCUAAUAAUAUAAUGAAUUAUGGUAAAAACAAAUAUAAAAGACAACUAUGGAAUUUCUGAUUGUUUUUUUUAAAUUUUAAAAUGGACAGACACUUUUAAUUGUCACAGAUUUACCAGUUAAAUGAAAUUUUAUUUUAACCAUUACUAGGGCAAUUUGUUUUAUUUAAUGUUUAUUGACUUCAAUUCUCUGAACUGUUAAUCAUAUAUAUCCAGUUUAUUCCUAGUCUAAUCAUGAAUUUGUAAUUAACAAUUUUGUCAUUAAUAAUUAUAUGUGAUAUUAAAGUCAAAUCUUCAAAUUGAUCUUACAACCAAAGCAAUUUGAAUGUAUGUUCAAUCAUGCAUAAUUCUUUCUGAUAGACGAGCUCUACAAAUAAGUCAAUCAGCUGAAGUCAUAGGUAAAGAUAGUAUUGUUUUUCUUUUAUUGUGAUGUGUGGAUAUGUUGAUGAAAAAUCAAAUUUAGAAAUGUUUAUUAAUUUUUCCAUCUGAUGUAAAUAUUGUUUUUGUUUUUAUUGUUGACAUAUUUAAAGUAUAUAUAUUUAUAUCAUGUAAAUAAAAUGAAUUGGAAAGGUCA
Molecule: messenger RNA, 6439 nt
Organism: Mytilus californianus (California mussel)
Lineage: Eukaryota; Metazoa; Mollusca; Bivalvia; Mytilida; Mytilidae
Product: prestin-like
Exons: 20
Coding region: 343-2754 (803 amino acids)
Biological process (GO): transmembrane transport
Cellular component (GO): membrane
Molecular function (GO): oxalate transmembrane transporter activity; bicarbonate transmembrane transporter activity; sulfate transmembrane transporter activity
Source: RefSeq, a predicted model, not a curated record